Messenger RNA from Magnusiomyces paraingens, 2310 nucleotides. RefSeq lists its product as uncharacterized. The transcript has a single exon. NCBI's taxonomy places the organism in Eukaryota, Fungi, Ascomycota, Dipodascomycetes, Dipodascales, Dipodascaceae. Gene Ontology annotation, molecular function: ATP binding; ATP hydrolysis activity. The record is from RefSeq and is a predicted model, not a curated record. Bases 1 to 2310 code for a protein of 769 amino acids.
AUGGCCACUACGCUUCCUGCCCAGGUCCGCAAGGCUGCCCCCUCGAUUGACUCGGUAGUUUCGGACUAUGCUUCUGGCUAUGUCCGCUACAUUUGCAGCAAUCUCUCGGAUCCCUUUUCUGCAACAACCAUUACAAUCCCUAAAGAAGUCGACUUUGUAGCCAACAUUCUCCAAAGUGCCGGAGCAGAGUCUACGGCAGUUUCUCGUCUACGCGAGUCUUUGGCCUCCGAGUUUUCUAAGCUAUACUCUCAAACUAUGGCUUCGUCUAGCGGUGCCGUCGACAUGCAUAACCGCAAAAUUGAUCAGAAAACAUUGCUCACUGCCCAGCGCCAAAAUGCAGCCGCGCUCAACCAAGCUACUUAUAACAGCAGCAUUGGUGCCGUUGCUGCAACUGAUCUUGAGCACGUUGGUUCUCGUGCCAUCAAUACCCGUGUCGAUAAGAAGAAGCUUGAAAAGGCCGAGCGCAAGAUUGCCCAGAAACUUGCAAAGAAAAUGCACCGCACCGUCGAGUACGAGGCCUCACGUCUCAUCAAGGAGGAUACCAAAGAAGACUACGACAAGUUUUUCCUUACUGUCAACCCUAUCGACUUUACUGGUAACUCUGGUAAGACUAAAGAUAUUAAAAUUGAAAACUUUGAUCUCUUUGUCGGCAAUACCGCUCAGCGUGUUCUUUCUGAUACAACUUUGACUUUGUCUUAUGGCCACCGUUAUGGUCUCAUUGGUCAAAACGGUAUUGGUAAGUCCACUCUUUUGCGUGCCCUUUCUCGCCGUGAGCUUGCCGUCCCCAAGCAUAUUACCAUUCUCCACGUUGAACAGGAAAUCCGCGGUGAUGACACCUUGGCUCUCCAGAGUGUAUUGGAUGCCGAUGUUUGGCGUAAAUCGCUGCUCCAAGACCAAGCUAAACUUAAUGAGAAAAUUGCUGAUGUCGAUGAGCGCUAUAAACAAACUGUUGCCGAACUUGGCUCUGACAACUCAGCCGAACACUCUGAGUUGCGUGAACUUGACGAUGAGCGUAGUGACCUCGAAAACAGCAUGACGGAAAUUGUCAACAAACUUACAGAAAUUGAAGCCGACAAGGCUGAAAGUCGUGCCGCUUCCAUUCUUUUUGGUCUAGGCUUUUCUCGAGAAGCCCAGCUCCAGCCCACAAACUCUUUCUCUGGUGGUUGGCGUAUGCGUCUUGCUCUGGCGCGUGCUCUUUUCUUCAAGCCCGACUUGCUGUUGCUCGACGAACCGUCAAAUAUGUUGGACGUGCCGUCCAUCACUUUCUUGUCCAACUACCUUUCAACAUACCCCUCUACAGUCCUUGUUGUGUCCCACGACAGAGCCUUCCUUAACGAAGUCGCAACUGACAUCAUCUACCAACACAAUGAGCGUCUCGAUUAUUACCGUGGUGCCAACUUUGAUACCUUCUACGCUACUAAGGAAGAACGUCGCAAAAAUGCUCUCCGCGAGUACGAAAACCAAAUGGCUUAUCGCAAGCAUCUGCAACUAUUCAUUGAUAAGUUCCGCUACAAUGCUGCCAAGUCGUCUGAAGCCCAGUCUCGUAUCAAGAAGCUUGAAAAGCUUCCUGUACUGGAACCUCCAGAGGAAGAACAAACUAUCACGUUCCGGUUUGCCGACCCAGAAAAACUCUCACCCCCCAUUCUUCAGCUCAAGGACGUUACCUUUGGCUACAACCCGGAAAAACCAAUCAUCCGCGAUGUCGACCUCGACGUCGACAUGGAUUCGCGUAUUGCCCUUGUCGGUGCAAACGGUGCCGGUAAAACUACGCUUCUCAAGCUGCUCAUGGAGCAAGCCAGACCUACAAAGGGUGAGGCCCAUCGCAACGGCCGUCUGCGUAUCGGUUACUUUGCACAGCACCACGUCGAUGGCAUGGAUCUUUCCAUGUCGGCCGUACAAUGGAUGGCCCAUGAGUUCCCCGGUAAGAGCGAUGAGGAGUACCGUCGCCAUUUGGGCUCGUUUGGUAUCACAGGUCCGCUCGGUUUGCAGAAAAUGCAACUACUUUCCGGUGGUCAAAAGUCCCGUGUGGCCUUUGCAUGUCUGUCAAUGAAAAACCCUCACAUUUUGGUUCUCGACGAACCGUCGAAUCAUUUGGAUAUUGCUGGUUUGGAUGCCCUUGCCGAGGCUCUUCAGAAGUUUAAGGGUGGUGUGCUCAUGGUUUCGCACGAUGUGUCCAUGAUUAAUGCCGUUGCUCGCAACAUCUGGGUCUGUGAAGACGGUACUGUUAAGAAGUUCCCCGGUACUAUAUAUGACUACAAGAAGUAUAUUCUCAGCGCUGCGGACAGUUCUGGUGUAGUCAAGCGCCAUUGA